Messenger RNA from Balaenoptera ricei (Rice's whale), 870 nucleotides. RefSeq names its product olfactory receptor 8S1-like. Bases 1 to 870 code for a protein of 289 amino acids. Gene Ontology annotation, molecular function: olfactory receptor activity. Gene Ontology annotation, cellular component: membrane. Gene Ontology annotation, biological process: G protein-coupled receptor signaling pathway. The transcript has a single exon. The record is from RefSeq and is a predicted model, not a curated record. NCBI's taxonomy places the organism in Eukaryota, Metazoa, Chordata, Mammalia, Artiodactyla, Balaenopteridae.
AUGGCUUCGGGGAACCACAGCACCAUCACUAAAUUCUUUCUCCUUGGGCUGUCUCCUGACUUCCACAUCCAGGCUGUGCUCUUUGUGUUGUUCCUAGAGAUUCACUUCCUGACCAUAAUGGGGAACUUUAUGAUGGUGCUGGUGAUCAGGGCUGAUUCUCACCUCCACACGCCCAUGUAUUUCUUCCUGAGUCAUCUCUUUUUCCUGGAUCUUUGUUUAUCCUCAGUCACUGUGCCCAAGAUGCUGAAGGACCUCCUGUCUGAGACAAAAACCAUCUCAGUAAAGGGCUGCCUGGUUCAAGGCUUCUUUGUGUUUAUUACUGUAGGGACUGAAGGCUGUCUGCUCUCAGUGAUGGUCUAUGACCGCUAUGCCACCAUCUGCCACUUUCUAUUCUAUGCACAGAUGAUGAAGAAACAGCUGUGUGUGCAGCUUGUGUGGGGCUCAUGGGGUUUGGGUGCUUUAAGCACAUUUAUUAACACCCUUCUAGCUGCCAACUUGCACUUCUGUGAGAAUCAUACCAUUAGCCGCUAUAGCUGUGAGGUGCCCUCUCUCUUGUCUCUGUCCUGCUCUGAUGUCUCCACCAACCUCAUAGUCCUGCUUUGCUCCAGCCUGAUGCAUGGGUUUGGGACCCUCCUCCCAACAGUCUCCUCCUAUGCUCGUAUAGUCUCCACCAUCCUGAGCAUCAGCUCCACCGCAGGCAGAAGCAAGGUCUUCUCCACCUGCUCCACCCACCUCACCGCAGUGAGUUUCUUCUUUGGCUCAGGGUUUCUCUGCUACCUCAUGCCAACUUCAGGAUCCCCUCUGGAGUUGAUCUUUUCUGUGCAGUAUGGUGUGGUCACUCCCAUGCUGAUCCUCUUGUCUACAGCCUGA